AUGGCUGACUCGACACCCACCGACUUGCCUCUCACUGUCAAAGACAUUCAAGAUGAAGCCAAGAAAAAGCUUCCCCAGUUGUACCGAUACUAUUUCAAUGAAGGAGCCGGUGAGAUGGUCAGCCUGCGCGACAAUGAGAAUGCCUUUGCUCGAUACAAACUGCGACCGCGAGUGCUACGUGAUGUCGAGGAAGUGGACACCACUACAGAGAUCUUUAGAACGAAGGUUUCCUUUCCUCUUGGAUUUGCCCCAGCGGCUGCCCAUCGCCUCGCCCAUUCCGACGCAGAACGCGGCACAUCGCGCGCUGCUUCUCACAACGGCAUCGCAAUGUGUCUGUCUACAUGGUCGACCACGAGCCCGGAGGAAGUGAUCGCGCAAAGCUCGGGAAAUCCGUAUGCAAUGCAGGUAUCGUUCUUCAAAGAUAUUGAAGUCACGCGGUGCAUAAUCAAGCGAGCUGAGGCGGCCGGAUACAAGGCGCUGUUUGUUAGUGUCGACCUGCCUGUAAUCGGAAGUCGACGCAAUGAACAACGAAAUAAAUGGGCGUUUCCCAGUCAUAUCGGGUUUCCUAGUCUUCAAGGAGCUACUGACGAUUUGAUGGCCACAUACGCUGCUGGCUAUGAUGCGAGCAUUCGAUGGGACAAGAUAAUCCCCUGGCUACGAAAGACGACUAAAAUGGAAAUCUGGCUGAAGGGUGUGUCCACUGCCGAAGAUGUACAACUCGCCAUUGAGCACGAAGUGGACGGGGUGGUCAUUUCCAACCACGGGGGCCGCCAGCUUGACGGCCAGCCCGCCACGCUCGAUGCACUUCGCGAGUGUGGCCCCGUAGCUAGAGGAAGGAUUCCCCUUGCCAUCGACGGUGGUAUUCGGUCAGGAGCGGAUAUCUUCAAAGCGUUGGCCCUUGGCGCCUCGAUGUGCUUCGUGGGACGUAUUCCAAUCUGGGGCUUAGCAUACAACGGAGAGGCUGGCGUCGAUAUCGCAUUGAAGAUUUUGCUCGAAGAAUUCCGCCAUACGAUGAAGUUCAUGGGAUGCCGGACCAUUCAGGAUAUCAAUCCUAGUCAUCUUUCUUUGCUGCAGAUGGACGGUCGUUUGGCGAAACUGUAG
This is a messenger RNA of Aspergillus glaucus CBS 516.65, 1101 nucleotides long. Its product is annotated as alpha-hydroxy acid oxidase. Gene Ontology annotation, molecular function: oxidoreductase activity; FMN binding. The record is from RefSeq and is a predicted model, not a curated record. The transcript has 9 exons. NCBI's taxonomy places the organism in Eukaryota, Fungi, Ascomycota, Eurotiomycetes, Eurotiales, Aspergillaceae. Bases 1 to 1101 code for a protein of 366 amino acids.